This is a messenger RNA of Hippocampus zosterae (dwarf seahorse), 2085 nucleotides long. RefSeq names its product potassium channel subfamily K member 16-like. Lineage: Eukaryota; Metazoa; Chordata; Actinopteri; Syngnathiformes; Syngnathidae. The transcript has 5 exons. Gene Ontology annotation, biological process: stabilization of membrane potential; potassium ion transmembrane transport. Gene Ontology annotation, molecular function: potassium ion leak channel activity. The coding region runs from base 196 to 1170 and encodes 324 amino acids. The record is from RefSeq and is a predicted model, not a curated record. Gene Ontology annotation, cellular component: membrane.
CUGACCAAUCAGAGGAAGAGCAGCGAGAGCGGGGAUGCUCUACCUUUGGAGAGCAUUCAAUCCACUGGUCAAAAGAUGCAGCUUUAUUCAAGACCAAGUCUUGUAUAUUAAACUCAUAUAUUAGAAAAAUAUUCUUUUUUUCCAACAGUAAUGGCAUCACUUUCCGUGAGAUAUGUCCAAAUAUGCUGAUCUUGGAUGUCUACUCUAAGCCCUUUGACGUUAAUUUUUUUCUUCAGAUAUACGUCUCAAUCUGAUCACCAGCCUGCGUGCCCAUUGUGGCUUUGGGGAAAGUUUUUGAUGGCGAGGAUCCAGCUGGUCCGUGUCAAAGUGAGCUGGACGGUACUUUUGGCUCUGGCCCACCUCACCUACCUGCUAUUUGGAGCCAUCAUUUUCCAGAUUCUGGAGCGAGAGGCCGAGAGCAACAAUCGAAACCACUUCCAACUGGAGAAGUUACAUUUCUUGGCUAAUUACACCUGCCUGGAUGGACCUGCUUUGGAGAAGUUUGUUCAGGUGAUUUUAGAUGCCUGGGAGAGGGGUGUGAAUCCUUCAGGCAACUCGACGAACCCCAGUAAUUGGGAUUUCAGCAGUGCCUUCUUUUUUGCUGGCACUGUGGUCACAACGAUAGGCUACGGCAACCUCUCUCCCAGCACUGUGUCCGGUCAGGUAUUCUGUGUCUUUUAUGCGCUGUGUGGCAUCCCGCUCAACCUGGCCUUUCUCAAACAGCUGGGAAAAUGUCUCACCAUUCACCUGGGACGUCUAGAACGAGGCAUGGUCUCCGUGGUUCCACACAAGCAAACUGUCGAGGCGUUGGCAGUGAGCUCCUUCUUCAUCACCGGUAGUCUGCUGUUUCUGGUCAUCCCUCCGCUUCUGUUCAGUUACGUAGAAGGGUGGACAUUUGGCGAGGGCUUCUACUUUGCUUUUAUUACCCUCAGCACCAUUGGGUUUGGAGAUUAUGUGGUGGGGACUGACCCAGGCAAGGAAUACAUCUCUCUGUACCGUAGCCUGGCAGGCAUUUGGAUCAUCUUUGCCUUGGCCUGGCUUGCUCUGAUCCUCAGCAUGGGAUCAAGAAUAGUGGCUCAUGUGAUCGGCUUGACUCAUCCAGGAUUUAAGAAACAAGAGGGAGAGGAUGAUGUGUCAUCCAAUAAACUGGAAGACACCUCCAAGAUCUGACACUUGAGCUUGGUUGAAAUAUUCACAAGGUGAAUUUGAAGUAUAUAUUUUACGUUGUUCAAUUUUAUCCCCAGAGAAAAAUUCUAGUUACACUUCAGACUUUUUUAUGUGGCAUGUAUGACUGUACAACACACAAACUCAUUCUGCCCUCACUCAUUAAUAUUAUACAUUUGCCUCUUUGCGAUCCAACUUUCCUUAGGGGAGCAAAACACUCCUGUUUGACGAGUCUACCUCAAAAAGCCAUACAGAGUCACAACGCAUUGUACAAACACUUAAGUCUGAGAAAGGUUGGGAUUGCUGUGUAAUUUUUGUCAUCAUUCUGAAAUUGUUUCCUUUCUAUUUCUGUACGUACUCUUUAUUGUAAUAACUCUUGAACAUUAUAUUGGGUAGAGCUGUAUCAAACGAACAUAAAGACAAAGGUCAAUUUUGAUUGACGCUGUUACCUAUAAUGUUUAUGAUUGUAAUUGUAGCUUGCAGCGGUGUCGAACUGGACUGCAUCCCAAUGAGAAUUUUGUGCGAUUGUUUGCCCUCCAUCCUGUUCGACCUGAAGAAAAAGAGCCUCAAAGGAUGCUUCACUGUUCUGCCACCAUGCUUCAGUGUUCUGAAAAUAUGGUGUUCUUUUGGUGGUAUCACAGGUGUGUAGGCACAACGCAUACUUUUUGGAAUGAUGGCCAAAAAGUUCAACCUUGGUUUCGUCGGAUCAAAACCCUUUUUCUCCCACAUGCGUUUGGGAGAUCUCAAGUGUGUUUUUAACAAAAUCUAGUCAUGUUUAGAUGUGUUUUUCUUUCUUUGUCCGUCAACGGUGACAUUGCAUCUUGGCAACAUCCUUGGUAGUUUUCAUCAGUUUUAGAGCGACGACCAGUUAUUUGUCAUGUCACUUUUAUGCCAUAUUAUAUGCAAAUGCUGAUGACUAUC